CUCAGUGGAAAAGUUACCGAAAAUAUGGAAAAGUCAGAGGAUAAUACAGCCAGGACAUUUGAGGACAUGAUGAGAGUGCCAGUACAGUUCUACAGGAGCAUUGGCGAGGACAUCUACGCGCAUCGAUCGAAGAAUCCUUUAAGAUCCCUUCUGCUGAAGAUCUAUCUUUAUGCAGGGUUUAUAAACUUCAACUUGCUGGUGAUCGGAGAGCUCGUGUUCUUCUACAACUCCAUCCAGGACUUUGAAACCAUUCGGUUGGCCAUUGCCGUGGCUCCUUGCAUCGGCUUCUCCCUGGUGGCCGACUUUAAGCAGUUCGCCAUGGUCUAUCACAAGCAGACCCUGAUCCAGCUCCUGGACGAACUGGAGGACAUGCAUCCCAAGACCCUCAAAAAGCAAAAGGAGUACAAGAUGUCUAGGUUUGAGCAGACCAUGAAGAGGGUCAUUAACAUAUUCACGUUCCUCUGCUUGGCUUAUACCACUACUUUUUCAUUUUAUCCUGCGAUCAAGGCCACAGUAAAGUUUCAAUUCCUUGGCUACGAGACCUUCGAUCGAAAUUUCGGAUUUCUAAUCUGGUUUCCCUUCGACGCCACCAGUAGCAACGUGGUCUACUGGAUCAUGUAUUGGGACAUCGCCCAUGGAGCCUACUUGGCGGGAAUAGCUUUCCUGUGUGCUGAUCUCCUUCUGGUGGUGGUCAUCACCCAGAUUUGCAUGCACUUUGAAUACAUAUCCAUGCGUCUGGAGGAGCACCCUUGCCACCCAGGAGCUAUUAAGGAGAACAAGGAGUUUCUCAUUUCCAUGAUAAGAUAUCAUGACAAGUGUUUGAGGCUCUGUGAACACGUCAAUGACUUGUAUAGCUUCUCCCUGCUCCUGAACUUCCUGAUGGCCUCCAUGCAAAUCUGCUUCAUAGCAUUUCAGGUCACCGAGUCCACCGUGGAAGUAAUCAUUAUUUAUUGCAUAUUCCUAAUGACUUCAAUGGUUCAAGUCUUUCUGGUGUGCUACUAUGGAGAUAGUUUAAUAGCAGCGAGCCUUAAAGUAGGAGAUGCAGCUUAUAAUCAAAAAUGGUUCCAGUGCGACAAAAACUACUGCGGAAUGCUGAAGCUCUUGAUUAAACGCAGCCAAAAACCAGCUUCUAUAAGGCCACCUACAUUUCCGCCCAUUUCCCUAGUUACCUACAUGAAGGUCAUUAGCAUGUCGUAUCAAUUCUUUGCCCUUUUGAGAACCACCUACAAGGAUAAUUAA
Drosophila bipectinata is the source of this 1239-nucleotide messenger RNA. It is a transcript of the gene Or67c, whose product is annotated as Odorant receptor 67c. Gene Ontology annotation, molecular function: odorant binding; olfactory receptor activity. Gene Ontology annotation, cellular component: plasma membrane. NCBI's taxonomy places the organism in Eukaryota, Metazoa, Arthropoda, Insecta, Diptera, Drosophilidae. Gene Ontology annotation, biological process: sensory perception of smell; detection of chemical stimulus involved in sensory perception of smell. The record is from RefSeq and is a predicted model, not a curated record.